AUGUGCCUCUGCAGCCCCUCAUGGAGCAUGUGGCCCGGGGAACAGUCAGCGGAUGUGCCUCUGCAGCCCCUCAUGGAGCAUGUGGCCCGGGGAACAGUCUGUGGAUGUGCCUCUGCAGCCCCUCAUGGAGCAUGUGGCCCGGGGAACAGUCUGUGGAUGUGCCUCUGCAGCCCCUCAUGGAGCAUGUGGCCCGGGGAACAGUCUGUGGAUGUGCCUCUGCAGCCCCUCAUGGAGCAUGUGGCCCGGGGAACAGUCUGUGGAUGUGCCUCUGCAGCCCCUCAUGGAGCAUGUGGCCCGGGGAACAGUCUGUGGAUGUGCCUCUGCAGCCCCUCAUGGAGCAUGUGGCCCGGGGAACAGUCUGUGGAUGUGCCUCUGCAGCCCCUCAUGGAGCAUGUGGCCCGGGGAACAGUCAGCGGAUGUGCCUCUGCAGCCCCUCAUGGAGCAUGUGGCCCGGGGAACAGUCUGUGGAUGUGCCUCUGCAGCCCCUCAUGGAGCAUGUGGCCCGGGGAACAGUCUGUGGAUGUGCCUCUGCAGCCCCUCAUGGAGCAUGUGGCCCGGGGAACAGUCUGUGGAUGUGCCUCUGCAGCCCCUCAUGGAGCAUGUGGCCCGGGGAACAGUCUGUGGAUGUGCCUCUGCAGCCCCUCAUGGAGCAUGUGGCCCGGGGAACAGUCUGUGGAUGUGCCUCUGCAGCCCCUCAUGGAGCAUGUGGCCCGGGGAACAGUCUGUGGAUGUGCCUCUGCAGCCCCUCAUGGAGCAUGUGGCCCGGGGAACAGUCAGCGGUCAAUUACAAUCUAG
Molecule: messenger RNA, 795 nt
Organism: Knipowitschia caucasica
Lineage: Eukaryota; Metazoa; Chordata; Actinopteri; Gobiiformes; Gobiidae
Source: the annotation of a GenBank genome assembly